Molecule: messenger RNA, 980 nt
Organism: Pocillopora verrucosa
Lineage: Eukaryota; Metazoa; Cnidaria; Anthozoa; Scleractinia; Pocilloporidae
Product: zinc metalloproteinase nas-15-like
Biological process (GO): proteolysis
Molecular function (GO): metalloendopeptidase activity; zinc ion binding
Source: RefSeq, a predicted model, not a curated record
AUGAAGUGGCUGAGUGUUUUUGCGCUGUUUCUGGCGUUAGUUGCGGCUGAGAACCCCGAAGAAAAUGUUGGUGUUUACGAUCCAGACCUUUUCGAGGGAGACAUGAUUUUCACACCCGAGCAGCGUAUGGCAGCCGAGAAGGGACUGGAUGUAGACAAUCUUUCUGGUAGAGCUUCGAUCAAAAGCAAACUGUGGCCUAAUGGUGUAAUGAAUUAUGAGAUCGACUCCAGUCUCUCGGGAAAUUCUCAAGCCAUGGCAGCUAUCAGGGCAGGGAUGCAGGAAUGGACAAGCAAAACAUGUAUUCGGUUCAAGAGAGGAGCAGGAUCAUCUUAUGCGUACUUCAAAAAGGGCGGCGGAUGCUCAUCAUACGUGGGAAAAAAUGGUGGUCGUCAGGAUAUAACUCUGGCCAGCGGGUGCUGGACAAGAGGAAUUGUUGCUCAUGAGAUUGGUCACGCUUUGGGAUUUUUCCACGAACAAUCUCGCCCUGACAGGGAUAACUACGUCACAAUAAUGUGGGACAACAUCAUUGAAGCGAACAAGUUUAAUUUUCAAAAGUAUGGCCGUGGAACCAUCGAUUCCUUGGGUACUGGGUAUGACUAUGGGAGCGUGAUGCAUUACCAGAGCACAGCCUUCACAAAGAACGGAAAACCUACAAUCGUGUCCAAGAGACCAGGGAUCACACUUGGUCAGCGUCGGGGAUUGAGCUCGAUAGACGCAAGGCAAAUGGACCUCCUCUACAAGAAGGAGUGUCAAGGAGGCGGAGGUGGGGGAGGAGGAGGUGGAGGGGGUGGAGGCGGUGGUUGCAAAGACUCUUACCACGCGCCUUGUCAAAAAUUUUAUUGCCAUUACCAACAGUGGGCAAAGAAGAACUGUCGAAAAACGUGUAACAUGUGUUGAUGAAGGUCCGCUCAAGGGCAAUACAGCUUUUACGUAGUCUGACACAAAGGGAAAUAAACAUAUGUGAAAAACUGAACCUGACU